Molecule: messenger RNA, 951 nt
Organism: Arxiozyma heterogenica
Lineage: Eukaryota; Fungi; Ascomycota; Saccharomycetes; Saccharomycetales; Saccharomycetaceae
Gene: CHS7
Product: Chs7p
Exons: 1
Coding region: 1-951 (316 amino acids)
Biological process (GO): protein folding
Cellular component (GO): endoplasmic reticulum membrane
Source: RefSeq, a predicted model, not a curated record
AUGGGUAUAAGUAACUUUGCAGAUAUUUGUUCUCAAACACCACUACCGCUCUGCUCAGUAGUGAAAUCGACUACACAUUUGUUAUUAAAUAAUUCUACAAAAAUAAAUAAUUUCAAUCCACAGCACUUGGAUAUUGGUAUAUUACCUCGUUGCUAUGCUAGAUCCAUUGAAUUAUCCAAUACUAUGAUUUUUGGAGUUGGUAAUGCAUUUAUUAAUAUCGGUGCCUUAGGAACUAUUUUAAUUAUUAUAUUUAAUAUUAGACAAAAGUAUACUGCCAUCGGAAGAGCCGAGUAUCUAUAUUUUUUUUACCUAUCACUCUUAUUAAUCAUUUUCACUUUAAUAGUAGACUGUGGUGUUUCUCCACCAGGUUCGGGUUCGUAUCCAUACUUUGUAGCCAUUCAAAUUGGUAUUGCCGGUGCCUGUUGUUGGUCAUUAUUGAUUAAUGGUUUAUUACCCUUUAAUUUCUGGGAAGAUGGGACUAGAAAGUCUAUGACAAUUGUAAGGAUCACAUCAUUUCUUGGAUUCUGUGCCAAUUUUCUAGCCUCCAUUUUAACAUUCAAAUCAUGGAUCCAACAUAAUGAUAUGCAUUCGACAAAUGCCACAGCAAUGAUCAUUGUUGUUUAUAUUGUCAAUACCGUUUUUCUAUUUUUUUAUGUUAUAUGCCAGUUGUUAGUAUCUUUGGUUAUGUUAAGAAAUCUUUGGAUUACUGGUUCUAUCCUUCUGGGCGUAUUAUUUUUUGUCGUCGGUCAAAUAUUAACUUAUGGGUUUUCAACUCAGAUAUGCGAGGGUGUAAACCAUUAUCUAGACGGUUUAUUCUUUGGCAGUCUUUGUAAUACAUUUACAUUUAUGAUGGUUUAUAAGACAUGGGACAUGUCCACGGACGAUGAUUUAGAGUUUAGUGUUAAUCUCAACAAGAAUGAUGACAUGGUCUAUAACAAUAAUUAUUACUAA